AUGUGCGAUAAUAUUUGCAAAGAUGAAAAAAAAUAUAUUCUAGGACCUGCACCACCAUUAAUGCCACAACUAAUUGAAGACUCUCCAAGCACAACCGUAGAAGUGGAUGUUCCUAUUUAUGAAUCCUUAGUAAAACCAGUUAUAAAAAACAUUAUUCAAGAAACAACAAUUAAUGUACCAAAGAUAGAAUAUAGAGAAAAAGUAGUUGAAGUACCAAGAAUUGAAUAUCGUACAUAUCCUGUUGUGAAAGAUAUAGAAACCCCAAUAUAUCAAGACAAGUAUAAAUAUAAAAAUGUUGAAGUUCCUCAAAAAAAACUUAGAGUAAAACCAGUAUAUAAAGUAGUGGAUGUACCACAAAUUGAAUAUGUCGAUAAGUAUGUAAAAAAAAAAUACAAAAGAUUUAAAUAUGUGCCUAAAGAAGUACAAGUACCAUUUAGACCAAGAAGAGAAAUACAUAAUGAAGUUCCUAUUCCUAGAUAUAUCCCUCAGAACAUAAACACUAUAAUUCAACCUGAUAUGUUUAGUGCACCAUAUACUGGAGAAUUACCUCUUUUUGAAGGUCAUAAUGACAAUUUUCUAAAUAUGUUAAAUCCUUUUACUGUAUAUGGUAGAGAAAAAAAAAAUAAAUGCUUUUUAAGUUGCCUUUGUAAUGGUAAUGAUGAAGCAACUUAUGAGAUGAACCCUUUAUUAGUUUCAUCACCUCCCUAUAAUAAUCAAUUAUGUGAUAUUAGCAAUAAUUAUGAAUUAUAUCCAGGUUCAUGCGAUCCCUUAGGUUAUAGUUAUCCAUUCAUAAUAGAUAACGAGGAGAAUAAUUUUUGCAACAAAAUAAUUGAAGCAACUUCAAGUAUCAUAGCAGCUACGGGUAUAGCUGUAAUACUAGCAGGAAAAUUGACUUUAGAUGGUAUUUCACUUUUUUUAAAAAGCAAAAAUGAAGAAAAUAAAAAAGAUACAGAAAAUAUAUUAGAUUCAAAAAUUAAUGAAAGCUCUUCAGCAAAGAAAAAAGAGAAGGAGUAA
This is a messenger RNA of Plasmodium gallinaceum, 1014 nucleotides long. It is a transcript of the gene IMC1m, whose product is annotated as inner membrane complex protein 1m, putative. The coding region runs from base 1 to 1014 and encodes 337 amino acids. The transcript is spliced from 2 exons. The record is from RefSeq and is a predicted model, not a curated record. NCBI's taxonomy places the organism in Eukaryota, Apicomplexa, Aconoidasida, Haemosporida, Plasmodiidae.